GUGACGCCCGCGGUCACUUCACAAGGCAGAAAUUGUUACCCAGGCAAUAAAAGACGCUGCGGCGGCUGGGCCCCGGGAUUGGGCACAUGGGGGUGCGGGUGUGCAGGUGCCGAGCGCCAUGGGUUAGGCCCGAGAUCGGAGUCCGGCCGCCCCCCGACAGCAGCCACCUCCUGCUCCCCGGGCGCCACCAUGUCGGGCGACAAACUCCUGAGCGAACUUGGCUAUAAGCUGGGCCGCACGAUCGGCGAGGGCAGCUACUCCAAGGUGAAGGUGGCCACGUCCAAGAAGUACAAGGGUACGGUGGCCAUCAAGGUGGUGGACCGACGGCGGGCGCCGCAGGACUUCGUCAACAAGUUCCUGCCGCGCGAGCUGUCCAUCCUGCGGGGCGUGCGGCACCCGCACAUCGUGCACGUCUUCGAGUUCAUCGAGGUGUGCAACGGGAAGCUGUACAUCGUGAUGGAGGCGGCGGCGACCGACCUGCUGCAGGCCGUGCAGCGCAACGGGCGCAUCCCCGGCGCGCAGGCGCGCGACCUCUUCGCGCAGAUCGCCGGUGCCGUGCGCUACCUGCACGACCACCACCUGGUGCACCGCGACCUCAAGUGCGAAAACGUGCUGCUGAGCCCGGACGAGCGCCGCGUCAAGCUCACCGACUUCGGCUUCGGCCGCCAGGCGCACGGCUACCCAGAUCUGAGCACCACCUACUGCGGCUCGGCCGCCUACGCGUCACCCGAGGUGCUCCUGGGCAUCCCCUACGACCCCAAGAAGUACGACGUGUGGAGCCUGGGCGUCGUGCUCUACGUCAUGGUCACCGGGUGCAUGCCCUUCGACGACUCGGACAUCGCCGGCCUACCCCGGCGCCAGAAGCGCGGCGUGCUCUACCCCGACGGCCUCGAGCUGUCCGAGCGCUGCAAGGCCCUGAUCGCCGAGCUGCUGCAGUUCAGCCCCUCGGCUAGGCCCUCGGCGGGCCAGGUGGCGCGCAACGGCUGGCUGCGCGCGGGGGACUCCGGCUAGAAGCCGGGGUUCCCGCCAUGCCCGCCGCGGGGGGGUACUGAGCCCGCGUGGCGCACGCGCGACAGGCAGGCUCCUGGUGACCCGCGAGCCGCCGCGUGCCAGUGCGCACGUCCCCUCUCCCUUUCCACCCCCUGCCCUCAACCCCCUCCACCGCGGGGGCCGCAGUCGCCCCUGUUUGGAAUCCGGCUCCUGCUCCACGAUCCCGAGAGCGAGGGGUGCGUGCGCAUCCUCCAGUCUCCGCGCCCAGGCCCCGAGAGGGGCGCGACGAGAGGGGACGGAAGCAUCGCGCCUGCGCGGAUGAGUGGCGUCUGCGCUAGCGGACUCGCUUGGGGGGAGUCCUUCCCCAGCCAGCCGCGGAUGUCAGGUUCUUGUUGGAACCUGCAAUAAACUUGCUCUUCCUCGCA
Messenger RNA from Galeopterus variegatus (Sunda flying lemur), 1415 nucleotides. RefSeq names its product testis-specific serine kinase 6 (gene TSSK6). The transcript has a single exon. NCBI's taxonomy places the organism in Eukaryota, Metazoa, Chordata, Mammalia, Dermoptera, Cynocephalidae. Gene Ontology annotation, cellular component: cytoplasm. Gene Ontology annotation, molecular function: ATP binding; tau-protein kinase activity; protein serine/threonine kinase activity. Gene Ontology annotation, biological process: microtubule cytoskeleton organization; intracellular signal transduction; protein phosphorylation. Bases 190 to 1011 code for a protein of 273 amino acids. The record is from RefSeq and is a predicted model, not a curated record.